UCUGUACAUCCUUUGUCUUCCAUGAAAUUUUUUUUCUGUGUGUGAUAUUUAAAAAAAAAAAAUGCUUUGGAUGCAACAUUAAAAACAAGCUUGUUACGAUGACUGCAUGAUUGAUGGCCGGCGUCAUCAAGACUAUUCCUUUCUGCAACUCAUCCAGCCAGCAUGAUGAUGAAGGUUGUGAUCAUCCCCUUGCAUGAGUUACCUCCCCUAGCAUGUGUGAUCUGAGACCUACAUCUGAUGCAUGUUGUGAAGAGGAAGAAGCUCGCAAAAUGGCCCAGCAAUUGCAUGUUGCCGUGACAACCAAACCGGCACCAGUCUUCACUAAGACACUCAAGCCAUAUCAAGUAAUAACACCUGGACAGACCACAAGGCUUGAAGUGGAGGUAGCCGACUCACCCAUUCUCAGCCACACCUGGUAUGUUAACGGCAUCAAGAUUGAGCCGACGGAACGAACUCACAUGAUUCAGGAAGGCAGAUCUCUUGUUCUGAUCAUCGUCAGUGUACGACCUGAAGAUGCAGGAGAGUACGCGAUCAAGGUCAGGAAUGAACAAGGGGAGGCAACUUGCAAGACAACUCUAAUAUUCAAAGGUCAGGAAAAGGUUAUAGAUAUUACAGAAAGGGAGACAACUGAUACCAUCUUGGUAACCCACACUGUGACAACCAUCGAACGAGAGGAACAGUCCUUUCAACAGCAAGUCAGACCCAUUGAGACGCCUCUUGAACCCGAGAUUUAUGUCAGAGAACAUGGUAUUGCCAGACUUGAAUGCAACAUUCAGUCUCACCCAUCGCCCCUGGUCACUUGGUUUGUGAACGGAGUGGAGAUUAAGCCGUCACCGAAGUACGAGAUUCGCACGGAGGAUGGCAAGAGCACGCUCCUCAUCAUCGAGGUUGGACCAGAGGACAAAGGAGAAUACGUUUGUAAAGCCGUGUCUGACAUCGGGGAGUCCGUCAGCAGAACAACACUCAGCAUACAAGAACCAGCAACUGAACAGCUUCCCUCUGGUACACCAGUGUCUAUGGCUGGAGUUGAGCCAUCACCUCCAACACGCAUGACUCCACCAGAAUUUGUUGUACCACUGAAGCCAGUUGAAGCUAAGGAUGGACAGGAACUUCAGAUGACUUGUAAAGUCACUGGACAACCAGCACCAAACCUCAUGUGGUUCCACGACAGCAAAAACAUUGAUGACGAUGAGGAAUUUGUCAUCUCAUACAAUCCAGACACUGGUGACGUGACACUGAUUAUUGUAGAAGUCUUCCCAGAAGACCAAGGCCAGUACAUCUGCAUUGCCCAAAAUCCUGCAGGUCAGGCUACCUCAUCUGGAUUCCUUACCAUCAUUGAAACUGAAGACCUUGAGGCGGAAGUAUUCGAAGAGCAACAACCCACUGAAACUCAAGUAACUGAGGCAGAAUUCAUCUUCAAGGCUCCGGAAGAACCCAUGGAAGUAACUGAAGUAUCCGAAGAAGCUGUCCAACCAGAGAUCAUAGACAGACCAAAAGUGGAACCUCUGGUUAAAGAAGAGGUAACAGUGGAAAGUCCUAUUCCUGAGAGUCUACCAGAAGAAGGAUCAGAGGUUUACGAAACAGCUUUGGAAUCUCUGGAAGAAGUUUAUGAAGAGGUUACAGAACCCAAUAUUGUCUCUAAGACCAUCCUCAGACCAAAGGUUGUACCUCUGGAAGCAGAACGCAUUGCAGAAUCUCCCGAACGUGAAAUUGAGAUGCCUAUGGAAGAAGAAGAACCACAAGUGGACCUCGGUGAACCAGUUAUGGAGGAGAGUAUUACCUCAGAAGUUAUAAAACGUGAAGUCAAGUUUGUGGAAACUCUCACAACAGCUGCAACACAAGAAACUGUGGAGAUACCCACCACUGAAAAGGAAACAAUUGAACUGAUGAUUUCGGGUAAGCCAGUUGAAGAAGAAACAGCCAUGGAAGAACAAGAGAUCACGUUCGUUAUUAAAGCUACAGGAAUUGAAGAAACUCAAGUGAAGGAACCAAUAGAGGAACAACAGCCGGAGGAACAAACCAUUGAAGCUCAAUUCGAAUUGCCUGAAGAUGCUCCACAGCAAAUCUUGCAGGCUGAACUACCAGGAGAAGUUCCACCAGAGUUUGUGGAGAUGCUGCAGCCCCAGGUUGUGGAAGAUGGCAGCACCGUGACUCUUGGAUGUCGUCUGGUUGGGUCACCACCACCCAGUGUGACUUGGUACAAGAGUACUAUAGAGAUCGAACCAAGCACAGACUUCAGACAGACAUUCGACAGCGACACAGGAAUAUGUGUCCUGGAGCUGAAGGAAGUAUUCCCAGAAGAUACAGGAGAGUACAUGUGCAGGGCAGUGAAUCCCUUUGGUGAGGCGACCACCACUUGCAACAUCAUUGUCAGAGCUCAAGGUGACACAGACAUGGUAACAACCACUACAGAAACUACAGAAACUACAGAAUCUGUUACCAAGACGAUGACCUUCACAGUCACUGAAGAUGAGGUCCCAGAGGUCAGACUAGUUGAUGAACGACAUGUGACAACAAUUGAAAUGUCACCAAAUUUCACUCGCCCACUACUGCCAGCAGUCGAAGCUGAUGAAGGUGGAACUGUCCGACUUGAAGUAGAGUUGGAGAGUGAGCCCGAGGCUGAGGUGAACUGGUUUGUGAACGAGCUGGAGAUCUCCCCGUCGGAUCACAUGGAAAGUUAUCCGCGACCACCGCACGUGUGUCCUUGUCAUUGUUGACGUCACGCCAGAGGAUUCCGGCGAAUACGUCUGCCAGGCUGAAAACAUUCUUGGCAAAGUCACGUGCAAGACCACGCUUACUGUAAAACCAAUGCAAAGAGUAGUUCUGGAACUGGACAAGGAGGAGGUCCCAACAGAGGAGGAAAUUAGACCCGUGGAAGAAUCUCCAGAGGAAGUUAAACCACAGCCACAACAAGAAGAACCGAUCAUGCAUGAAGACCGCGGU
This is a messenger RNA of Gigantopelta aegis, 2943 nucleotides long. RefSeq names its product myosin light chain kinase, smooth muscle-like. The record is from RefSeq and is a predicted model, not a curated record. The transcript is spliced from 9 exons. Lineage: Eukaryota; Metazoa; Mollusca; Gastropoda; Neomphalida; Peltospiridae. Bases 213 to 2717 code for a protein of 834 amino acids.